AUCAUCUUCACAUUCUUCAGCGCCGCCUUUGUGUGUACACGGUUAUGGAGUUGAUUCGUCAUCAAUAUGGGAGCCGACGGGUGGGAUGACUACCUAAUAUGUGGUCCACUGGUAUGAAGAAGCUACUCUGACGCUGCUCAUUUCAAUAUUUUGUCGACAGUUCCUUCCAGUCAACAAGCCUCGUCCGGUUGUACGUCACAAUAUACAUGACCUCACACGGCUAUGGUGUAUCGAUAUACAAGCUGGAACACCCAGAGGUGGUGCAGGCCCUAAAGUUCUCCAACUUUGCGGUCCUCAUCAACGGCUUCGCCAUGCGCUUCCUCAAGGUCAGCAUUGGGGCAUCUGUGCUUGCGAUUGGGGCUCGGCAAGGACAUGGUGCCAAGUGUAUGGGUCUCGAUGGCCAUAUUCGUGCUGUGUAAUGGGCGUGGCAUUAUCGGUAGUGUGUUGGGCUGAAGAACCCUGGAGGCCGUGUAGGAUAAGUCUAAUAAGGGCGCCUCUUGCCUUCCGUCGAUGGUUCAUUUCUGGUUGCCGGCAAUAUCAUAACCGACAUCUUCUCCAUUGGUCCCCUCUUAUAUCUUUCCAAAGUCAAAGCAUCAGUCUACAAUCGGUAGGCACUUCGCGGUUUCUUCGUCAUUGGUCCAUCAGCCACGGCUUGCGCUAUCGCCAAGUGCUGGGAGCUGCCGAAGCUCGGCCAGACCACAGAUUCAACUUACGAUGGCGUCCUUACCACCAUCUGGGCCCGAGCCGAGCUCAACGCCGGUCUUGUUGCCACCUCAGUCCCCCCACUCAAGUCCCUCUCCGCAAGCCUCCUCAAGGGCAUCUUCGGCGCACGGAUCAGCCUCUCCUCCUCUGGCACCUGCGGCUACGGCUUAGCGUCGUUCAAGCAAUCACACCCUGAACGGCAACGACAACGAAGAUGUUGAAAGAAGGGCGGGCAAUGGUAAUAGUCGCGCGACGUUCGUGGUUGGCCAUCCACCCAAGUGGCAUGGAACGGGAGAUGAGGAGGACUAGUAAGAUAUAUUGGAUUCGCACGUGCGGAUUAUAUACUAGACGAAUGGGAGCGGGAGUGAUAUUAGUGAAGAGGUGGGGGCUGAGGGGUGGAUUAAGAAGACGGCGGAGUACAAUGUGAGUGAGAUGCGAGGUCGAUGAGGAGAGAUGGUGAAGAUACCCCUGGGACGAGAGAGGAUGAUCGUUGUUGGCGAGUGUGGGGGGAAUGUGGUACGGAUUUGGCCUUUUCACAUCUUUGAGCGUCGAUUAGAAAUACUACAGGCAUGGUUGUGAUUCCACCAAAGAUGAGUUAAAAGUUUCAAAAUAACAACG
Molecule: messenger RNA, 1320 nt
Organism: Pseudomassariella vexata
Lineage: Eukaryota; Fungi; Ascomycota; Sordariomycetes; Amphisphaeriales; Pseudomassariaceae
Exons: 2
Coding region: 419-898 (159 amino acids)
Source: RefSeq, a predicted model, not a curated record